UUAUUGCGUCUAAAAACAUCUUUCUGUCCAAAUUCAUAAACACGACUUUUUUUGUUUUCGUCUUUUUCUCAUCGAAUCACCAUCCUAAAACAAUGAAUUCACCACAAGAAAUCUCCAUUCUCUUCUUCUUCAUCAUCUUCUUAGACUAUGUAUCUGCUCAAUCUCCUCCUCCUCCUAAUCUAUACGCAACAAGCGACCUUUUCAAGCCAAGCUUAGCUAUCAUCACCGGAGUUUUCUCCAUCGUCUUCACUCUCACCUUUGUUCUCCUCGUCUACGCGAAAUGCUUCCACAAUGACCUCCGAUCAGAGACCGACAGUGAUGGAGAAAGAAUACGACAUGAUCGUCUCUGGCAAGGACUUUUCAAUCGGUCUUCAAGAUUCUCUGGUCUUGACAAGAAAGCAAUCGAAUCUCUUCCCUUUUUCAGAUUCUCUGCUUUGAAAGGAUUGAAACAAGGGCUUGAAUGUUCUGUUUGUUUGUCUAAAUUCGAAGAUGUUGAGAUUCUUAGGCUUUUGCCUAAAUGCAGACACGCUUUUCAUAUUGGUUGUAUUGACCAGUGGCUUGAGCAGCACGCUACGUGUCCUUUGUGUAGAAACAGAGUCAAUAUUGAAGACGACCUCUCUGUGUUGGGUAAUAGCAGCACUAGUCUUAGGAUCUUGAACCAAUCUGAGACAAGAGAAGAAGACUCGAGGUUGGAGAUUUACAUUGAACGCGAAGAAGGAACUAAUGACGGGUCAUCAAGAUUCAGCAGUUUCCGAAAGAUUCUAAAGAAAUCGUUGUUGCUUGAGCGAGAAGGAAAUGAGAACAUCGAUGAGAAGAAACUUAUGCACAAGUUCAAUCACAGGAUCGUUGUUUCGGAUGCUGUGUUUAAGAACCGCUGGAGUAAUAUCACUUCAUCUGAUUUGACGUUUUUGACAUCAGAAAUGCUGAAUUCGGUGUCAAGCGACAGAUUUUCGUCGGUGGAUCGAGUGCAUAGAGGUAACUUGCGGGACAAGGAAGAUAUGGAAAUGAAAAGAAUGUUGAUUAAGCACAAAGACUCAUCCAGAAGAACGGUUUCUGAGAUCACGACUGUUUCAAGAGAAAAGGCGGUUGGAGGAAGCUACAGAGGUUCAACCGCGUCCACUUCGCAGAAUUAUGCCGUUACUGCGACCACGGAAGAAAGAAGACGGCGGUUAUGGCUGCCGAUCGCUAGAAGAACGGCUCAGUGGUUUGUUAACAGAGAGAAAAGUAAUGACCUAAACACGACACGCCAAAAUCUUAAUGUAUAGUUUUUUCCCCUUUAACACAAUUUACAAAAAAAAAUCUCAUAGUGCAUUUUAAGAGUUUGUUGAAUAACUAAAACUAGAAUGGUCCUGGCUUUUAGGGUUGACUUUAUGUAUAAACUCGUUAUGGUUCCGGAUUUGCAAAUACUCUUUGGGGACCAUUUGAUCGGUCACUUGGGUUUUGGCCAACAUGUUUUACAUGUGAAAUUUGUUGUAGUAGACUUGCAAGAAAACUCUUUACUAAUA
This is a messenger RNA of Arabidopsis thaliana (thale cress), 1505 nucleotides long. Its product is annotated as RING/U-box superfamily protein. Bases 93 to 1265 code for a protein of 390 amino acids. The record is from RefSeq and is marked reviewed. NCBI's taxonomy places the organism in Eukaryota, Viridiplantae, Streptophyta, Magnoliopsida, Brassicales, Brassicaceae. Gene Ontology annotation, biological process: protein ubiquitination. The transcript has a single exon. Gene Ontology annotation, molecular function: ubiquitin protein ligase activity. Gene Ontology annotation, cellular component: membrane.